Messenger RNA from Andrographis paniculata, 543 nucleotides. RefSeq lists its product as uncharacterized. The coding region runs from base 1 to 543 and encodes 180 amino acids. The record is from RefSeq and is a predicted model, not a curated record. Gene Ontology annotation, molecular function: RNA-DNA hybrid ribonuclease activity; nucleic acid binding. The transcript has a single exon. Lineage: Eukaryota; Viridiplantae; Streptophyta; Magnoliopsida; Lamiales; Acanthaceae.
AUGCAAGGAAGGUUGAUGAAAUGGGCAAUUAGAUUGGCUCCUUUCGCGUUGCAACAUCGACCAAUCAAAGCGAUGAAAGGGCAGGUUGUCGCUGAUUUAUUGGCUGAAUUUGCAGACGACGAUCCAGUUAAAAACAAAGUAGUGCAGUAUAUAGGCACUAGUACUUGGAAAAUGUUUUCUGAUGGUUCUCAUUCAAAAGGGAAGUCAGGAGCAGGAGUGAUAUUAAAAGGACCAGGAGCCAGGAAAAUUAGUUUGCAGCUUCAAAUGGAAGAGAUGACUCAUAACUCUACGGAAUACGAAGCACUGAUUUUGGGUCUGGAGGCACUUAUCGCUAAAGGAGCACAAAUGGUUCUAACUUGUGGAGAUUCUCAACUGGUCAUCAAUCAGGUGUUAAAACGGUACGCUUGUAAUUAUCCUCAUCUGCGUCAACACCGAGAUUUGGUAUAUCACAUGUUAUACAGAAUUACGGAGGUAGUUUUCGAGCAUGUACCGAGAACAGAAAAUCGGCUGGCGGAUAAUCUUGCUCAGAAUGCUUGCCAUUAG